Striga asiatica is the source of this 699-nucleotide messenger RNA. Lineage: Eukaryota; Viridiplantae; Streptophyta; Magnoliopsida; Lamiales; Orobanchaceae. The record is from the annotation of a GenBank genome assembly.
AUGCACCACAUAAUGGAGCAUGUUGGCAGGAGGUCAGGUGCACGCGGCGACGUUGCCGGAGAUGACCCGAAAGCCCGACGGGCCAAACGUCGAACUAUGAUGGUGUAUGCGACUGUACCGUUCUCCUUGGUUCGGGUUGCCCGGAGUUGUGGUUGCAACCUGCUUCUUAUUUGGGCUGAGGGUGUCCUCUCUCUCGAGUCCGUCGGUAGUGGGCCUGAAGAGUUGGAGGCCCGGGUAAUGAAAGCAUUCGUGCUGCAUGAUGAUCUUGGGAAGUUCGCUCGGUCGACCAUCUUGAAAAAGUUGAGGCAUGGGGACAUAAGGGUGUUGUUGACCAACGAGCUUUCGGCCAGGGGAUUGGAUAUUCAGAAUGCGAUCUUAGAUGUGAGGGUGUUGUUGACCUAUCAACCCGAUUCAUUACGCGCAUCGGGCGGGACGAAUGAGCCGUCUCGGAAGGAAGGGUACUAUGGUCACUAUCUCUUGGGCCACGCCAGACGUGACUUGAGUCACGUCGUGAAGGUGGUAGGCUCGUUGGCCAUGGCGGCACGACAGAAAUUAACAGCCGGUAGCGGUCGACUGCAGUUCGGGGCAGUCGGCCGCGACUCAGCAACGACGCUGGAGGUUGGACGACAGUUUGCGACUGACCGGCUGAGGUGGUCUGGGGCGGAUGAGCGGCCGGUUGCGGCGGUCCAGGGAGGCUGA